Molecule: messenger RNA, 1317 nt
Organism: Vespa crabro (European hornet)
Lineage: Eukaryota; Metazoa; Arthropoda; Insecta; Hymenoptera; Vespidae
Gene: Syx17
Product: syntaxin-17
Exons: 5
Coding region: 291-1196 (301 amino acids)
Biological process (GO): intracellular protein transport; exocytosis; vesicle fusion
Cellular component (GO): autophagosome membrane; plasma membrane; endomembrane system
Molecular function (GO): SNAP receptor activity; SNARE binding
Source: RefSeq, a predicted model, not a curated record
AAUGACAGUCUGCUUGCUUUGUGAAAAUACGCAUUAUCGUCUGGUAUUAAACAGCUGAUCGGUGAUUAUUUUUAUAUAAAAAUAAUAUAAUAAAAAUAGUAACUAAAUUUAACAUGUUAUGAACCAUCACCGCGUAUAUAAGAUAAUUUAUCCUCAAUAAAAGUCAGUAAAUAACAGUUUAAUGUAUAAUUCAGUGACAAUGAUCAAUGGAUAUAUUAUUGUAACAUUGUUUAUUAUAUAAAUAAGUAUAUGAUUGAUAAUUUCUAAAUCAUAAAAUCAACAAAUCCAAAAUGUCAUUAUCAAUGGAGAAUCUUGUCAUAAAACAGCCGAUUAGACGAUUGGAAAUUCAAAUCAGUAAUUUUAAUGUUGCUAUACCACAUCAUGUUGAUUUACUGAAACGUCACAAGAGUAAUAUUAAAAAAUAUGAACUUCAACACGAUUGGGAAAAAGUACGGAAAGAACAUAUAAAUGUUUCCAGAAUUAUAAAACAAUUGAAAGAAUUGCUUUAUCAGAUGGAUACUCUAAGGGGUCAGGUUCUAGACAAUGAUAUUAAUGAAUUUGAUAAACUUACAGCGACUGCUAGAACUAGUAUAAUGAAUGCAAUUGAAGAAUACUUAGUUUUACAAUUGGACUUACCUUUAUCGGGGCCUUCUUCACCCAAAGAGGAAGAUGAGGAUGCACAGUAUGCAUUUAGAGAUCGUAAUGUCCAAAUGCACAAAGAACAUGAAGAUUUGGAACAACAGCAAGCAUGUUUGCAUACCUGGACAGAUCUACAAGAUGAUAUAUGUCAAUUACAUCAACUUUUUACUGAUUUUAACAAAAUAGUACAUGAUCAAAAAGAAUCUGCGAAUAACAUAGAGAAUAAUAUUGAAGAAACACAAAUCAAUGUGAAUGAAGGUACGAAGUUCCUUGUAAAAGCAUCGAAAUACAAAGCAGUAACUUAUCCUUUGGCUGGAGCAUUAAUUGGAACUUGUGUGGGUGGACCUAUAGGCUUAUUCGCAGGUUUAAAAAUUGGUGGAUUAACAGCUCUUGGUUGUGGAAUUUUAGGAUUUACUGGCGGUUCCAUCUUAAAGAAAAAACAAAUCACAGAAGAGAAUAUAUAUAGAAAAUCCAGUAAUCCAUUUGAAGAACAACAAAACAUUAAAAAAUCUUCAUCUCUUCCUGAAAGUUUGAAUAAAACCAAAAAAGAUUUGUGACAUAAAGCCGAACUUGAUAAUAAUCUGAAAGAUACUAAAGUGUGCAACAUUAUUUAGUCACUUACUAAAAUAUUUGAAUGUAUUCAUAAUGAAAUAGGUUAUCUUUCAAUUAAUUUACUAA